CUGGGCACGAGUGAGUCUGCAAUAAGUCGCGCAUGUGCAGUGUGUGUCUGAAAAAGUGAACCGAACAAUUUAUAAGAAGAUAACUCAACAGUUUUUCUAUAAAAAACACAUAUUUCUUUCAUUAGAAUCGCCUAGAAAUGAGCUCUAUAGGAACAGGGUACGAUUUAUCAGCAUCGCAGUUUUCUCCAGAUGGCAGGGUUUUCCAGGUCGAAUAUGCAAACAAAGCUGUUGAGAAUAGCAGGACUGCUAUAGCUAUCCGCUGCAAGGAUGGAGUGGUGUUUGGUGUUGAAAAGCUGGUCUUAUCCAAGCUAUAUGAGUAUGGUGCAAACAGAAGAAUAUUUCACAUUGACACACAUAUUGGCAUGGCAAUUGCAGGGUUAAUUGCAGAUUCUAGACAGAUUGUCGCGACUGCACGGGAAGAGGCUGCUAAUUACAGAUCGGUUUAUGGAUCACCCAUACCACUCAAGUACCUGGUCAACAGAGUGUCAGGUUUUAUUCAUGCCUUCACGCUUUAUAGUGCCAUGAGGCCAUUUGGUUGCAGCAUCAUGCUGAGCUCAAUGGGUCCAGAUGGUCCUGAGUUAUACACUAUUGAUCCCUCCGGGGUGUCUUAUGGUUAUCAUGGAUGUGCUAUCGGCAAGGCAAAACAGAAUGCUAAGACUGAGAUAGAAAAAUUAAAGAUGUCAGAAAUGACUUGCCAGGAGGCUGUCAAAGAAGUAGCAAAAAUAAUUUAUGUAGUUCAUGAUGAAGUAAAGGACAAGAAUUUUGAGUUGGAGAUGAGCUGGAUCGGUUCAGUUACUAAUGGCAAGCAUGAGUGUGUCCCUAAAGAUGUUGCCGAUGCAGCUGAGAAGUAUGCUAAGGAUUCGCUGGUAGAGGACUCAAGUUCUGAUGAAGAUGAAUUGUAGACACAGAUACCUAUUGUGCUAUUUUUGUGACUCAAAGCAAGAAAAAUGUGGUGUCUUUGUUAUUAGCCUCCCUCGAGCUAACUCUUUUUACCUUCUCUAUCUAGAAAUGAGUCAUGAAUAUCGGUUAAACCCAGACGCAUUGCAAUGCGAGUUAGCCUCAACCCUUUUCUCAUCACUCAACAUUAAAGCUUCUUGAUAUUAUAUCCUUACUAGAUGCCUUUUUAUUGUAUACAUAAUUAUUGUAUACAAGAAUUGUUCCCAAAGUGUAAAUGUUGUCCAGCAUUGUUGGCAAAGCAUUCUUAGCAUUAUUCAUGUGUACAAAAUAGGCAGUUGUUUGUUAUCAUGAGCCAUGUUUUAGCAUGUGUCCAA
Nematostella vectensis (starlet sea anemone) is the source of this 1271-nucleotide messenger RNA. Its product is annotated as proteasome subunit alpha type-3. The transcript is spliced from 12 exons. The record is from RefSeq and is a predicted model, not a curated record. Gene Ontology annotation, cellular component: proteasome core complex; proteasome core complex, alpha-subunit complex; nucleus. The coding region runs from base 138 to 902 and encodes 254 amino acids. Gene Ontology annotation, biological process: ubiquitin-dependent protein catabolic process. NCBI's taxonomy places the organism in Eukaryota, Metazoa, Cnidaria, Anthozoa, Actiniaria, Edwardsiidae.